AUGACUGUCUCUGCCAACGCUGCGGGUGUGCCCACUUACUGGGGCGCAUCAGGACGAAAACUGCAAAUGAUGAUCACUGCUGUUGCGACCACCGAUUUCUUGCUCUUCGGAUACGAUCAGGGUGUGAUGAGCGGUAUCAUUUCCUCUGAGAACUUCUUGCAUGAUUUCCCUGAAGUCGAACACGGAGGCAGCACCUACGAAGGCUUUGUCACAGCCAUCUAUGCGGUUGGCUGCUUUCUAGGAGCCUGCUUCAUUCUCACAUUCGGCGACUGGCUGGGCCGGCGCAAGUCUAUCUUUCUGGGCGCAUCGGUUAUGAUUGUUGGAGUCAUCAUACAGAUCGCCGCUGUGCCGGUCGGAGCGGGAGCUACUUCUCAAUUCAUCAUCGGACGUUGCAUAACAGGCAUCGGCAAUGGAAUCAACACUUCGACUGUGCCCUCUUAUCAAGCAGAAUGCAGUCGAUCUGACAACCGCGGCAAGCUCAUCUGCAUCGAGGGUGGAAACGUGGCUAUUGGAACUCUCAUCGCGUACUGGAUAGACUACGGAUGUCUGUACGGACCUCAUGACAUGGUUUGGAGAUUCCCCAUCGCGUUCCAAUGCGUAUUUGCCAUCAUCGUCAUUGUCUUGAUGUUGCGACUCCCGGAAUCUCCAAGAUGGUUGCUUUCUCACGACCGACACGAGGAGGCUUCGACGGUUAUUGCUGCCCUUUCCGGCAAACCUGUUGACGAUAUUGAGACGCGAACCAAGAUGGCCGUGAUCGUCGAUGCCAUGAAGGCUGCGGGUCACGAAGGCGGUGUCACGCCAAUCAGCGCCAUCUUCACUAAUGGAAAGACUCAACAUUUCCGUCGCCUUUUGCUUGGAGCUUCGUCUCAAAUGAUGCAGCAGCUGGGAGGUUGCAAUGCUGUCAUCUACUAUUUCCCGAUUCUGUUUCAAAACUCGAUCGGUGUCACGCACAACAUGGCACUCCUGCUCGGAGGCAUCAACAUGGUCGUCUACUCCAUCUUCGCCACAACUUCGUGGUUCGCAGUCGAGCGCGUUGGCCGUCGCAAGUUGUACCUUAUCGGCACAGUCGGACAAUGUUUGUCAAUGGUCCUCACCUUCGGAGCUCUGAUCCCUGGCACCGAAUCAGCUGCAAAGGGAGCGGCUGUCGGUCUUUUCACCUAUAUCGCGUUCUUCGGAGCGACCUGGUUACCUCUGCCGUGGCUGUACCCAGCUGAAAUUAACCCGUUGAAGACCAGAGCGAAGGCAAACGCCGUCUCCACUGUGUCGAACUGGCUGUGGAACUUCUUCAUCGUCAUGAUCACUCCAGUACUCAUCGACAGUAUCGGCUGGGGAACUUAUCUCUUCUUUGCUGUGCUCAACGCCAUCUUCUUCCCCAUCAUCUACUUCUUCUACCCAGAAACAUCCGGACGAUCACUCGAGGAAAUCGACUUGAUCUUCGCCAAAGGAUAUCUCGAGAACAUGAGCUACGUUCGUGCUGCUAAAGAACUACCAUAUCUCACUGAAGACGAGGUCAAGGCCAAGGCAAGGGAAUAUGGCGCCAUGUCGAGUGAUGAGGAAUCUGGUGGCGAGAUCAAGGACAGUGAUGAGGAUGAGAAAUCUGGAGCUAUGAGGCAGGAUGGCGCUGGCGCGUAA
This is a messenger RNA of Pseudocercospora fijiensis CIRAD86, 1632 nucleotides long. RefSeq lists its product as uncharacterized. Gene Ontology annotation, biological process: carbohydrate transport; transmembrane transport. Bases 1 to 1632 code for a protein of 543 amino acids. Gene Ontology annotation, molecular function: carbohydrate:proton symporter activity. The record is from RefSeq and is a predicted model, not a curated record. Gene Ontology annotation, cellular component: membrane. Lineage: Eukaryota; Fungi; Ascomycota; Dothideomycetes; Mycosphaerellales; Mycosphaerellaceae. The transcript is spliced from 7 exons.